This is a messenger RNA of Danaus chrysippus (African queen), 2202 nucleotides long. NCBI's taxonomy places the organism in Eukaryota, Metazoa, Arthropoda, Insecta, Lepidoptera, Nymphalidae. The record is from the annotation of a GenBank genome assembly.
AUGAAAAUCAUUUUAAAUUUAGUUUAUAAAGGUAGUCUCUUUAGUAAAAAUCUUGCACCUAUAUUAACACAGUUAAAAUUUUCGCAUAAUAAGCCGCACUGGGGUAGCAAUAAACUUCAUCGAAAAAUUAAAAUUCGCUCUCCACUACACGAUAUAAUAAUGGCUGAUCCAAAAAUAGAAGAAAUUCUGGCUCCUCUGCGCUCUAGCGUCAAAGAACAAGGUGAUCUGGUAAGACAAUUAAAACAAGAGAAAGCACCGGAGAUUGACAUAAAGAAAGCCGUUGCCGAGUUAAAGGCUAGAAAGAAAAUCUUAGAAGACAAAGAACUAAGUCUAACACCCGCUGAAGAACUAUUUGAUCGGGCUAAAAUGGAGGAUCUUAUAAAGCGUCGAUUUUUCUACGACCAGUCAUUUGCUAUUUAUGGUGGGAUUACCGGUCAAUUUGAUUUCGGUCCAAUGGGCUGUGCUCUUAAAAGUAACAUGAUACAGUUAUGGAGGAAGUUCUUUAUAUUGCAGGAACAAAUGUUAGAAGUAGACUGUUCUAUCUUAACACCUGAACCUGUAUUAAAAGCAUCAGGGCAUGUAGAAAGGUUUGCUGAUCUCAUGACUAAAGAUGUCAAAACUGGUGAAUGUUUCCGAUUGGAUCAUCUCAUUAAAGCCCAUUUGGAAAAAAUAAAGAGUGAAAAGAAUGCAAAACCUGAAUUGAAAGCAGAAAUAGAGGAUAUUCUUAUUAAGCUUGAUGGAAUGAAUGCUGAUGAAAUGUCAGCCUUGAUGAAGAGAUUUGAUAUGAAGUCACCUGUUAGUGGCAAUGAAUUGACUCCACCUAUCGAAUUCAAUCUUAUGUUUAACACUCAAAUAGGACCCUCUGGCUUAGUAAAGGGUUUCCUGAGACCUGAAACAGCUCAAGGCAUUUUUGUAAACUUUAAACGUCUUUUAGAAUUUAAUCAAGGCAGAUUACCAUUUGCUGCUGCACAGAUUGGCAACUCCUUCAGAAAUGAAAUCUCACCAAGGUCUGGUCUUCUACGAGUAAGAGAAUUCACAAUGUGUGAAAUUGAACAUUUCUGUGACUCAAAAGAUCACCCUAAGUUUGAAUCCGUUAAAGACAUACAAAUGUUAUUAUACUCAGCAGAUAGUCAAGAACAAGGGAAGCCCGCACAAAUCAUGAGUAUUGGAGAUGCAGUGUCCCAGGGCAUUGUCAAUAAUGAGAGCUUGGGUUACUUCAUGGCAAGAAUUAAUUUAUAUAUGUUAGCUAUUGGUAUUGAUCCAAAGAAACUAAGGUUCAGACAACACAUGGGCAAUGAAAUGGCUCAUUAUGCUUGUGACUGCUGGGAUGCAGAAUGUUUGACCAGUUAUGGCUGGGUGGAAUGUGUAGGCUGUGCAGACAGAUCGGCUUAUGACUUAACUCAACACUCUAAAGCUACCGGCAUAAGAUUAGCUGCUGAGAAAAAACUACCAGCUCCCAAGCAAGUUGAAGUUGUAGAAGCCGUUGCUAAUAAAGCUGCAAUAGGAAAGGAAUUUAAAAAAGAUGCUAAAGUAAUAAAUGAAGCCUUAGCCUCUUUGGAUACUGCAGCUCUUGAAGAGUUACAGAGUAAAAUGGAAACUGAUGGAGAGUACAUCCUUGCUACUUCAGCUGGUGAGUUUAAACUAAACCCCAACCUGGUGAGUGUAAGGAAGAGUCAGAAGACUAUUCAUGUUGAAGAAAUUAUACCAAGUGUGAUAGAACCAUCCUUUGGUAUUGGAAGAAUUCUUUACAGUGUUCUAGAACACAACUUCAAGAUGAGGGAAGGCGAUGAGCAAAGGACAUACUUCUCGCUACCAGCUUCAGUGGCCCCAAUGAAGUGUGCCGUUCUACCCCUGAGUGGUAAUUCUGAAUUCACCCCAUUUGUUAGAGAAUUAUCUCAGGAUCUUACAUCGGUAGAUGUGUCUCAUAAAGUUGAUGACUCAUCUGGUUCUAUUGGUAGAAGAUACGCCAGAACUGAUGAGUUGGGUGUACCCUAUGCAAUUACUGUCGACUUUGACACUAUGAAAGAACCUCACACUGUUACAUUAAGAGAAAGAGAUAGCAUGGGACAAGUUCGCCUACCAUUAGCUAAUGUAUCACUUAUUGUGAGAGAUCUUGCCAACAAUAAAAUUUCAUGGUCAGAUGUUGAAGAAAAAUAUCCUAAAUUUGAACAACAAGAAAACGCCAAAGGCGCUGCUGCGUGA